Esox lucius (northern pike) is the source of this 3801-nucleotide messenger RNA. RefSeq lists its product as uncharacterized. The record is from RefSeq and is a predicted model, not a curated record. The coding region runs from base 170 to 3634 and encodes 1154 amino acids. Lineage: Eukaryota; Metazoa; Chordata; Actinopteri; Esociformes; Esocidae. The transcript is spliced from 5 exons.
UUCACUAGAGAAGUAGUGGACUGAGGACACUAGCUACCUAGCUAACAGUGAAACGAUAGUUUCUAAACCCAGCUAGCUAGCUAGCAAUAUAUUCUAUACUAUAACAUCCCGUCCGACCUCAGUUACGGUUUGUUUUUAAUCAAAUAUCCCUGGUAGAUAGGGCCUGCGAAUGUUGGAACCUCCACAUUCCAGAAUGAGACGAGACGACGAGGAAGACUCACAGGAUGCAAACGUCACCCGGAGAAAUGGAGUCUGUGGGACUAGUGGAAUUUCUGUCCGGCCUUUUCUUCGUCCAGUUCCUCUCAUGAAGACUGUGGUCCCGUUUCCCAAAGAGGGAAAGGCACUGAAAAAUGUCCCUGAUGGUAGACGUGAUCCCACCACACUCCCGCCGGGCGGACAGAAGCAGGACGCGGAAUCCGCAGGCUUCCAGCGCUUCCUCACUGUUCUCAACAAAGGAGUGGACAUCGACAAGCUCUCAACAAUUGUCAACAACGUGAAUGAGUUAGCCGCCACGCGCAAGGGCCCUCCCAGGACCACCCACAAGAGUCACUACAAGGUUGCCCCGGCAUUGAACUUUCCGGAUUUCCCAGUGGCCCCAAGUUGUUCUGAGGACCACAGCCGCUCUAGUGGGGAAAAUAGUGUUUGUCUCCCAAAUGGGCAACUCCAGAGCUUGCUCAAGACUAUUGGUCUGGAUCUAGGAGUGGAGGAGUUGGGCCGACUGACAAACAGAACCCAAGUGAGGCUCUAUGGGUUGAAGGGAGACCCGGAGAGGAAGCACUCACUCAAACGUCCCAGGAGUCCUGCAACGUCUGACGGCUCCAGCCCCUACCCCCUUCCCCAACAGGACUCCCAUCUUACUUUUGAUUACGGCCACUCUAGUACCAAAGUGUGGGACAGAGAGAUGGACCGAGACAAAUCUGAAAAAGACCAGGAUAAACGUUCUGGUACCAGAGACUGUGACAAAGAACGAGACCGGGACAGUUCUCAGAGCGACCUAGAAAGAGAUUGGGAUGAAUCAGAGAGGGACAGGGAUAAGUACUCUAGUAAGAGAGACAGAGACUGGGCCAGGAACUCAGCCACCAGAGACAUACAGAGAGAGAGACACAGGGAAAGAUCUGGGAGCGACCAAGACAGUGACAGACACUCCAGUAUCCGAGACAUGGACAGAGAGAUUGACAAGGACAGAUCUGAGAGAGACCGUGAUAGACACUUUAGCAUCAGAGACUGGGACAGAGAGCGAGGCUGGGACAGAGAGCGAGGCUGGGACAGAGAGCGAGGCUGGGACAGAGAGCGAGGCUGGGACAGAGAGCGAGAAUUGGACAGAGAGCGAGAAUUGGACAGAGAGCGGGACCGGGACAGAGAGCGAGAUUGGGAUAGAUCUGAGAGUAACAGAGACAGGGACAGACACUCUAGUAUCAGAGACUGGGACAGCGAGAGAGACAGGGACAGACACUCUAGUAUCAGAGACUGGGACAGCGAGAGAGACAGGGACAGACACUCUAGUACCAGAGAAUGGGACAGAGAGAGAGACAGGGACAGACACUCUAGUACCAGAGACUGGGACAGAGAGAGAGACAGGGACAGACACUCUAGUAUCAGAGACUGGGACAGAGAGAGAGACAGGGACAGACACUCUAAUAUCAGAGACUGGGACAGAGAGAGACUGCCUUUCCCAGUCUCUAUCAGGGGCCGGGACAGAGAGCGAGACAGGGAUAGAUCUGAGAGUGACAGAGACAGUGACAGACACUCUAGUAUCAGAGACUGGGACAGAGAGCGAGACAGGGACAGACACUCUAGUACCAGAGAAUGGGACAGAGAGAGAGACAGGGACAGACACUCUAGUAUCAGAGACUGGGACAGAGAGCGAGACAGGGACAGACACUCUAGUACCAGAGACUGGGACAGAGAGAGAGACAGGGACAGACACUCUAGUUUCAGAGACUGGGACAGAGAGCGAGACAGGGACAGACACUCUAGUAUCAGAGACUGGGACAGAGAGCGAGACAGGGACAGACACUCUAGUACCAGAGACUGGGACAGAGACAGGGACAGAUCUGAGAGAGACACAGAGAGGGACAGGAACAGGCGCUCUAGUACCAGAGACAGAAACCGAGACAUCGACUGGGCUGAUCGAAGCCGCGGGGAUAAGUAUCGGAAGUCCAGGGAAAGCUCACCGGAGCUCUACUCGUUCUCCAAGAAACCUUUAAAUCCUGUUUCUCAGCCACCCCCUGCACCUGUGAUGACAGCCUACUUAACCUCCCAGUACUCUCAGCACGCCAGAAUUCCCUAUGCUAGUGCCUUCCCUCCAGGGUGGGGCUGUCCUCCCCCUGGUGCGAUGCCCCCUGGUGCGAUGCCCCCUGGUGCCAUGCCCCCUGGUGCCAUGCCCCCUGGUACCAUGCCUCCUGGUGCCAUGCCCCCUGGUGCCAUGCCCCCUGGUACCAUACCCCGCUUCCCAUAUCCCCCUGGGUAUUCAGCGUACCCUGCCACCCCGCAACAUUACUCCAAUAGCACAGCAUUAAGCCGGACAUACACAUAUACCCAGACAACUAGCAACCUUCUAAUCACAUCCACCCAGCCUGCUAGUAACCGCCAGUUAACAUACAUCCCCCUCCCCAACAACCAGCCCACUAGUACCCUAACACUCUUAAAAACCCAUCCCCCUAGUAACCGCCAGCUUACAUACAUCCAGCCUACUAGCAAAUCCCAGGUCACAUCUACCCAGCCCGCAAACCACCUUAAGUUCCCACCAACCUUGCCCGGUAGCAACCGCCAGCUUACAUACAUCCAGCCUUCUAGCAACUCCAAGGUCACAUCCACUCAGUCCGCUAGCAACCUUAAACUCCCAUCCACUCAGUCCGCUAACAACCUGAAACUCCCAUCCACUCAGUCCGCUAGCAACCUGAAACUCCCAUCCACUCAGUCCGCUAGCAACCUGAAACUCCCAUCCACUCAGUCCGCUAGCAACCUGAAACUCCCAUCCACUCAGUCCGCUAGCAACCUUAAACUCCCAUCCACUCAGUCCGCUAACAACCUGAAACUCCCAUCCACUCAGUCCGCUAGCAACCGCCAGCUUACAUACAUCCAACCUUCUUCCAACACCCAGGUCACAUCUACCCUGCCCAUGAACAACCUUAAACUCUCAUCUUCCCAGCCCGGUAGCAACCGCCAGCUUAAAUACAUCCAACCUACUAGCAAACUUGACAUUACAAACGCAGCUGUACUGACACCAGAACUGACCCCGGAGAGUGUCUCCUUAAGCAAAUCCCAACAGCAAGCGGAGCCGUCACGCCCUCGCUCUCAGCAGGACGUUAAGGUGGCAGUGAUCAAGGGCCACAGCAGAAAAAGACGGAUGAAUAGCAAACAAAAGAGAGCGUUUCAGAGAAAGAAGAUAAUAUGUCGGGAUCUUGAGAAGAAGAGAGUGGAAAAGAUUGCAAAGGCUGCAUUGAAAGUUGCCGCUCGGGUGGCAGCCAAGUAUCCCAGGGCCCUUUCUGGACUUAAGGCGGAGAGCCACGUUGAAGGAGAGAAAGAAACAAUGACUGAAGAAGAGAUUAAGGCAAGACUUAAGAAAAAGCUUGCGGAAUUCAACCUGAAAAUGAGUAAAACAUCUACUGAACAAACACCAACACUAAAAUAAAGGCAGGGUGUUGUGAUCUUCACUGGGUGGAAUGAGUUCAUCUCUAAAACAGAAUCUGCAGCUGGCCCAUCCGGAACCAGUGGACAUAAUUUGGCCCACUUUCUUACCUAUCAACAAUGUGUUUAGAUUUGUAAUGACUCUUACAAAAUAUGUUUUAGCCACAUCAA